AUGUCUGCGUCGCGGCUCUGGCUGAGCUUGGCUUCGGGCGCUCCUGGGCUUGGAGGCCCCUACCUCAUAGAAACCCUGGCCGCAUAUGAAGAGCUGGAUGCAGUAGGCCAUGAAAAGCCGCAGUUUCUGGUGGCUAUUGGACAAGCAACCAAGCGGCAGGUUCUUACUAAGUCUUUCCCCGUGCUCUCCGGUCGGGGACAAUCAGGCGCUAUCACCCUCAGCACCCUUGGGUCACCACUGACAUUUCUGAUCGACUGCGAGCUCCACGCCUCUCGAGAUGCUCCGCGUAUCCAGGGGGGUCCGAUCAAGGGAGACUAUGCGAGGCAUGAGAUGAGAUGCGCUGCAAAUAGCCAGAAGGAGGUUGCCUACUCCCUCUAUCACCAGCUGCUUGCGCCAUUCAGCACGGUCGUCCUUGUCUUCGUCGAGGAUUUUAGCAGCACCUCCGAAGUCACAGAUCUUCUCAUCGACUGGCUUGGCUCAGCCAUGGACAAAAACCCGCCAUAUAGUCCCAAGAUCGUCCUGGUGACCGAGGCAGGCGCGCCCCUUCAUCUGAGAGACUUUUUGUCACGCCUCGUGGCUAGAACUCUAUCCUUACUCCGCCUCAGCGACCCCUUGCGAGC
Messenger RNA from Verticillium nonalfalfae, 620 nucleotides. RefSeq lists its product as uncharacterized. NCBI's taxonomy places the organism in Eukaryota, Fungi, Ascomycota, Sordariomycetes, Glomerellales, Plectosphaerellaceae. The transcript has a single exon. The annotation marks the transcript as partial. The record is from RefSeq and is a predicted model, not a curated record.